AUGGACUUAUCCUCGCCGGUUGUCAGGAGUGAAGACAUCUAUAGAACCUAUUGGCUCUAUUGGCGUCUGCUGGGUGUGGGGGGCGAGCACUUGAUUCUGCAAGUACUCGAUAUACUAAUCACCAUCUUUGUGACCUUCUGGUAUCCGAUUCAUCUGAUUGUGGGACUGUUCUACGAGACAACAUUGGGAGAUGUGUGCAAAGGUUUGCCCAUCACAGCGGCCUGCUUUUUCGCCAGCUUCAAGUUUGUCUGCUUUCGCUGGAAACUGGAGGAGAUCAGGAGCAUCGAGGGACUGCUCCUGGAGUUGGAUCAGAGGGCUCUGACCGAGGAGGAGCGGGCGUUCUUUGACCGAAACACCCAGCGUGAGGCGAAUUUUGUGUGGAAGAGUUUCAUUGUCGCCUACGGCCUGUCGAAUGCGGCGGCCAUAGCCACUGUUCUUUUCGGCAAAGGACACAAGCUGCUGUAUCCUGCCUGGUUUCCCUAUAAUGUUCAGGCAUCCGAACAGAUCUACUGGCUCAGUGUGUCCUACCAAAUUGCUGGCGUCAGUCUACAAAUUCUGCAGAACCUAGCCAACGAUUCGUAUCCCCCCAUGACAUUCUGUGUGAUUGCAGGGCAUGUGAGGCUGCUAUCCAUGCGAUUGAAUCGGAUGGGUUACAAAAGGGAAUUACCCAAGGAGACAGUCGUCAGAGAGCUGGUGGACAACAUCGAGGAUCACAGAAAGCUAAUGAAAAUCGUGCAACUGCUGCGCAGCACCAUGCACCUCUCGCAGCUCGGACAAUUCAUCUCGAGUGGCAUCAACAUUUCCAUGACGCUCGUCAACAUUCUGUUCUUUGCGGACAACAAUUUCGCGAUGACCUACUACGGCGUGUACUUUGUGGCGAUGCUGCUGGAGCUCUUCCCCUGCUGCUACUAUGGGACCCUGAUAUCCGUGGAGCUCAAUCGACUGACGGACUCCAUCUUCUCCAGCAACUGGGUGGGAAUGGACCGCGGGUACUGUCGCACUCUGCUGAUAUUCAUGCAACUCACGCUGGCGAAGGUGGAGAUCAGGGCGGGCGGCAUGAUUGGCAUUAGUUUGAAUGCGUUCUUUGCCACCAUUCGAAUGGCCUACUCCUUCUUCACGCUGGCCAUGUCGCUGCGAAAAUAA
This is a messenger RNA of Drosophila persimilis, 1143 nucleotides long. It is a transcript of the gene Or33b, whose product is annotated as odorant receptor 33b. Gene Ontology annotation, biological process: sensory perception of smell; detection of chemical stimulus involved in sensory perception of smell. The record is from RefSeq and is a predicted model, not a curated record. NCBI's taxonomy places the organism in Eukaryota, Metazoa, Arthropoda, Insecta, Diptera, Drosophilidae. The coding region runs from base 1 to 1143 and encodes 380 amino acids. The transcript has 2 exons. Gene Ontology annotation, cellular component: plasma membrane. Gene Ontology annotation, molecular function: olfactory receptor activity; odorant binding.